Messenger RNA from Lodderomyces beijingensis, 834 nucleotides. The record is from the annotation of a GenBank genome assembly. NCBI's taxonomy places the organism in Eukaryota, Fungi, Ascomycota, Pichiomycetes, Serinales, Debaryomycetaceae.
AUGGCCAAUGAAGAAUAUGUCACCGACACCAGCUCGGACUUUACCGAGUACUGGAUAGACUCGUUUUUGGGGAUCAAGGGCAACGAGUACUUUUGCGACAUCGACGACGAGUAUAUUCGUGAUCGGUUCAACUUGACGGGUUUGAACCAGGAGGUGUCCAAGAUGCCAACGUUGGUGGAUAUAAUAACCGACGUCAUAGACAUCGACUCGCAGCCGGAGGAGCACCGUGACGCGCUCGAGCACAAUGCUCGCAUUCUAUACGGAUUGAUCCACGCAAGAUACAUUUUGACGACGCGCGGUUUGACCAAGAUGUUUGAAAAGUUCCGCAACGGCGAUUUUGGGUAUUGUCCGAGAGUCCACUGCCAGCUUAACCCGUUACUACCAAUAGGCCUCAACGACCAAUCACGCAUGGCGAGCGUCAAGUUGUACUGCUCCAAGUGCGAAGACUUGUAUAACCCUAAGUCCGGGCGCCAUUCCGUGAUUGACGGGGCCUAUUUCGGCACCUCGUUUCCAGCAAUGUUUUUCCAGAAUUUCCCCAACAUGAUCCCCAUCCAUCUGAAGGACACCUACGUGCCCCGGGUGUUUGGCUUCAAGCUACAUGAGUACUCGAAAUUGAACAGGUGGAGAGAGUUGCAGCGUUUGAAGUUGGAGAGGAGGCUAAUGAAGAAUGGAAUCCAAAUAAACAACGUUGUGGGGGGCUUUCUCAUUGAGAGCCCCAAUGGAGGAGGCGUCACAAAUAGCAACUAUACAGACGAACCAAGCGAAGGGUUGGGGAAUGCUGCCAACAAGGGCCAGCUGCUCUCAUCCAUGCAGUCGCUGUAUAUAGUUAAGUAG